Molecule: messenger RNA, 306 nt
Organism: Gongylonema pulchrum
Lineage: Eukaryota; Metazoa; Nematoda; Chromadorea; Rhabditida; Gongylonematidae
Source: the annotation of a GenBank genome assembly
AUGCAGUUCGAGAUAAAUGUUCCUGGUAGGGUUGCUCUGGCGACUGGGUAUACCGCUGUAAUUCUGGUGCUCCACAGCGGAGGUGAGGCCGAUUUUGGUGUUCAAAUGAAUCCUCGCGUGCAAGCACAUCCUCUGGGAGUAUUGCUACAUUUCCUUGUGUUCGGUGAAGGUUGCAUGAGUACCACGACAAUGACAUCGCUUGCGAAUUUGUAUUUAUCACUGGGCAAACUGGAUGCUUGUAAUACACAGUGCCAGCUUAUCCUGAACAUCGACAGGAACAACGACGAUGCAACACUUGUUAGUUAA